Molecule: messenger RNA, 681 nt
Organism: Pocillopora damicornis (cauliflower coral)
Lineage: Eukaryota; Metazoa; Cnidaria; Anthozoa; Scleractinia; Pocilloporidae
Biological process (GO): G protein-coupled receptor signaling pathway
Cellular component (GO): plasma membrane
Molecular function (GO): G protein-coupled receptor activity
Source: RefSeq, a predicted model, not a curated record
AUGGACGAAGUGUAUUGUGACGAGUUACUUCAGCAUUAUCCCUCGUUCUCGGACUUUCAAGAUUUGCGUUUCACGUAUAUCUGCAAUUGUGUCUUCAACAUUUUACUCGCUCAAAACACCAUCGUGUCGAACAUGUUAGCGAUUAUCGCGAUACGAAGAUGUUCGUCGUUACCACAGACUUUAAAAACGUUCCUUCUGAGUCUUUCUGCUUCUGAUGUUGGUAUUGGUUUGGUUGUUCAACCAAUUCACAUUUCCCUUCUUAUCAACUGGUUGCAACAGAAUGAUUCUAACUGUAUCAUCGCAAUGGUUUAUCAAAUGUGCGGUACUUUUUUCUCGCUUACUUCGUUCCUUGGUGUUCUGGCUAUAAGUGUGGACAGGUUCUUAGCUAUUCAUCUUCAUCUCAGAUAUAAGGAACUUGUGACUCACAGGCGUGUUGUUGCUGUGGUUGUAUCCAUUUGGCUGUUUAGCGCUUUCGUAGACCACCAUGGCAACUUCAAAAAGGAGCUAACGUCAUGCAAUGACGCUCUCCCCAUUCCCCCAGUUCUUGGUCUCAUUCUCCACGGUGAAGUGAAGAAAUUACCAGGCUUCAUGUUUUUCGCGAACAUCCGUCUCACAGUUCCAAUCCGUCGGCAACGAGGAACAAACAUGUUCAUCGACAGGAAAUGUCACGAUAGUUUUUAA